GCAACACCCACCCUUCCACCAAAAGAAAUCUUCCGCUCUACGUCGCCAUGAUGGAAGCCGCUUCGGUUGAGUUGAAUAAGCUGGAGCGCAAAGGCUCCGCUCCUGUCAAGCGAAGAGUAAGCCGAGCUUGUGACCACUGCCACCGUAUGCGAACACGCUGCAACGGACAGGCGCCGUGCUCGCGAUGUAUAGAACUCGAGUAUGUCUGCCAGUAUAACAGAGAGAAGAAGCGCCGAGGAAAGGUCCCUCGACACAUCCAAAAGCAGAGAGAGGAGGCAGCGCAUACAGAUCCGCGCAGCCCUCAAAACGGAAAUGGACUUUCCAUACAGACCUCCAGUCACUACGAAGGAGCCGACGUAAUUCCUGAGAUGGAAGACGGGAUAUGGUCGCCUGCACAGCCAACACCAAUAAGUCAGCAUUUUCCAACCACCAAAGACGACAUGCACCACGUAACAUCGCCUCGGUGGCAGGCUAUGCCCCCAAACCAAACUUUCGACGGCCAUGUCAACCAUAUCAUGAUAGAUCCUUUGUUACUAAGCCCUGGAGAAAUGAAUCCGUAUCCGCACCCGCUGCAGGUCCCAAUGCCACGAAAUGAGGACUUAAUGUUUGCCAUGAACGAGAUGCACCUCGUACCGAAUUCGGGUACGCCCGUGUCCAUGCCUCCGGAGUAUGCGACCAUGAGUUAUCCAAUGCAUUUCACAGCAGUCCGGCAAUCCUCUCCGCAUAGUUAUGGAUCUGGAGACACUGGAUCGCCCCAGUCUGCAGCCAGCGCUACCUCGUCUCACCCUGGGAUUACGCCAUGCAGGUACCCCGUUCUAAAACCUUUGAUUCCUCACCUAGGCUCAAUCAUGUCCAUGUCAAUGGCUUGUGAUCUCUUGGAGUUCUAUUUUCAAAGUUCCUCAUCCGUCUUUAUGGAACCCGUGUCGCCGUACAUACUUGGAACUGUGUUUAGGAAGCGUUCAUUCUUGCGACAGCACAAACCAAGGAAGUGCACCCCGGCCCUCUUGGCAAGUCUUCUGUGGAUAGCUGCUCAAACCAGUGAAGCAAGCUACUUGACAUCGUCACCUUCAGCGAGAGGCGUUAUCUGUCAAAAGCUGUGGAAGCUCACGAUCGAUUUGUUGAAACCACUAGUCCACUCACCAACAGGGGCUCAUGGCUUUGCCCAAGGUGCAGGCUCAAUGGUUAGUCCGGCCCCACAUGACGCUUUUGGAGUUGAACGUGUCGUGGGCCGCUAUGAUGCAAGAAUGGAAGUUGGAAUAUCCCCUACAGGUACCCUAGAUGAUGUUGCCACUUACCUGAACCUUGGCACCGUCACUUCGGCCAGUGAGUACAAAGCUGCUAGUCUUCGCUGGUUGAAUGCCGCCUGGGGUCUGGCGAGAGAGCUGAAACUAGGAAGGGAGCUACCUCAGGAUUUCACGGCCGAUCGCGACUCUAAUGGAACAGAAAAUGGGGAAAUGGACAUGGGAAUGUCGGAUGGCUCUAACUCAGGGGUGCAAAUGCCGGCCGGAUCCCCAGCUCUCGCGCUCAUCGAAGAGAUGAAGGAGGAACGAAGGAGGCUUUGGUGGCUUCUUUACAUGAUUGACAGGCACCUCGGACUGUGCUAUAACAGGCCAUUAGCGAUGCUGGAUAGUGAAUGCGAGGAGCUAUAUCAGCCUGUACAGGAUACCGUGUGGCAGGCCGGGGAAUUCUAUACCGGAAGUUCAACCCCAAAACGAAAGGGACUCACAUUCCAGUGUAUUUCCCACGACAUAUUCGGAUUCUUCCUACCGCUGAUGACGAUCCUUGGCGACAUAGUGGACCUCAAUGCGCAGAAAAACCAUCCAAGGUUUGGGCAACGCAGGACAUCUGGAUGGGAGCUCCAUGAGAACGAAAUCACCCUCCAACUCGAAAGGUACGCGUACAGCCUGCAAGAAUUCAAGAUCCAACAAGGGUGCAGACCUUCAAGGGAAGAUGCCGCAAACAACCCGAACGGUACUCCAGAUCCCGUCCGAAGCGAAUGGAUACACCAGACGAAGAAGGUUGUCGCAUACGGAACCCACAUCAUGUAUGUUCUCCACAUACUUCUCCAUGGCAAAUGGGACCCGGUAUCUCUUUUGGAGGAUGACAAUAUGUGGAUUUGCUCUCAAUCAUUCCUUGCGGCGACAUCCAACGCCGUUUCUGCUGCUCAUGCUGUGGAUGAGAUUCUUGAGCUUGACCCAGACCUUUCGUUCAUGCCGUAUUUCUUUGGAAUGUAUCUCUUGCAAGGAAGUUUAAUUCUUCUGUUGCUAGCCGAUAAAUUACAGGUGGACACAAAUGAUGGCGUGAUCAAAGCUUGUGAAACAAUCGUGCGCGCCCACGAAGCGGCUGUCGUUACUUUGAACACAGAAUAUCAGAGAAAUUUCCGAAAAGUCAUGAUCUCGACGUUAGCGCAGAUCAAAAAGGGAGUGAACCAACACCGGGAGAUGAAUCCAGCAAAGCGAAGGGAGGUUCUUUCAUUAUAUCGGUGGACAAAUUUAGGAAAUGGUCUCGCGAUUUGAAAAGUUAUUAAGUAUUGAGCAUUGAGCGACGGUAUUAUUAUCAUGUUCGCUGGAAAUUUACGGGGGCUUGGGGAAAGAGUCUGGACCUUCGUUUACUCC
Molecule: messenger RNA, 2615 nt
Organism: Lindgomyces ingoldianus
Lineage: Eukaryota; Fungi; Ascomycota; Dothideomycetes; Pleosporales; Lindgomycetaceae
Product: transcriptional activator xlnR
Exons: 7
Coding region: 48-2516 (822 amino acids)
Biological process (GO): DNA-templated transcription; regulation of DNA-templated transcription
Molecular function (GO): DNA-binding transcription factor activity, RNA polymerase II-specific; DNA binding; zinc ion binding
Source: RefSeq, a predicted model, not a curated record